This is a messenger RNA of Oryctolagus cuniculus (rabbit), 4866 nucleotides long. Lineage: Eukaryota; Metazoa; Chordata; Mammalia; Lagomorpha; Leporidae. The record is from RefSeq and is a predicted model, not a curated record.
GACCUGGUUGUCAUGAGAGCGGCGUCCGCGCCCCGGGCGAUGGGCGGAGGCGGCCCGGGCUGCGCCUCAGGUGCCACCGCCUCAGCGGCCUGGGAGCGCGCGGAGCCGCGGCUGUCCCGGCGGCCAGCCGAGGGCCGGUGCCCGCCGGCGCGCGGGCCCCGGAGCGAGGCCUAGGCUCCGGGGCCUCAGCGGGCCCCGCCCGCCGCCCGCCGCCCGCCGCCCGCUGUCGCCGGCCCCGGCGUUCGGAACAGGUUAAAUCAUUUCCGGAGUGCGUAGCAUCCCUAGCACAAUGUAGGUGCUGUGUCAGUGGUUGGGCUGUUCCAGGAAUAACGACAAAGUUACAGCCUGCAGGGACCUGGCCUGCGCUCCAUGAACCGCGGCGCCUGCAGAAUGCCCCACAAGAUCGGAUUUGUGGUCGUCAGCUCGUCUGGACAUGAAGACGGCUUCAGUGCCCGGGAGCUCAUGAUCCACGCACCCACUGUCAGCGGGUGGCGGUCCCCCAGGUUCUGCCAGUUUCCACAAGAGAUCGUUCUUCAGAUGGUGGAGAGGUGUCGCAUACGGAAGCUGCAGCUGCUGGCUCACCAGUACAUGAUCUCCAGCAAGAUCGAGUUCUACAUCAGUGAAAGCCUGCCGGAGUAUCUCGUGCCGUAUCCAGCCGAGCGCUUUCGGAGACUUGGCUACGUCUCCCUCUGCGACAACGAGAAGACGGGGUGCAAAGCCCGGGAGCUGAAGUCCGUGCACGUGGACGCGGUGGGGCGAUUUCUCAAGCUGAUUUUCCACCAGAACCACGUCAACAAAUACAAUGUGUACAACCAGGUGGCUUUGGUCGCAGUGAACAUCAUUGGGGACCCUGCGGACUUCGGCGACGAGAGGAACGUUACCUCUAGGGAGAAGCUCAUCGACCAUUAUCUCGGGCACAACACAGAGGACCCAGCCCUCGAAGGAACCUACGCCGGGAGAUCGGACUACAUUUCUCCACUGGAUGACCUGGCCUUCGACAUGUACCAGGACCCAGAAGUCGCGCAGAUUAUCCGCAAGUUAGAUGAGAGGAAACGGGAGGCCGUCCGGAAGGAGCGCUAUGACUGCGCCAAGAAGCUGAAGCAGGCCAUCGCCGACCUGCAGAAGGUUGGCGAGCGUCUCGGGAGGUACGAGGUGGAGAAACGCUGCGCCGUGGAGAAGGAGGACUACGACCUGGCCAAGGAGAAGAAGCGCCAGAUGCAGCAGUACCGCGCCGAGGUGUACCAGCAGCUGCAGCUGCACAGCCUGCUGGACGCCGAGCAGAUGCGAAGACCUUUGGAUUUGCCUGUCCAGCCCCUCAUUCGUUCUGGGAGUCCACGCCACCAAAAGCCGGUGCCCUCGCUGCCCCAGCCAGAGGAGGGGGUGACGGAAAACCAGUCUGCAGAGCCUAUCCUCCAGGAGAAGCCCGCGUACUCUCCAUCCGUUUCUCCACGGCGUUCUGCCAUGGGCCAGUUCCUGCCAGCCACGGGGCCUCCUGCCAAGAGCGUUGCGGAGGCCCUGCCCUACGAUGAGCGGCCGCUGCCCGCCGCGCGCAGGCAGCAGGGGGACGCACUGGUGCAGCCAGAGACGAGUGACGCCGACGGCAGCGAAGACGCUCGGAGGGCGGGCGUUCCCGGGGAGCCGGAGCCCUUGACGGAGAAGGCCUUGCGGGAAGCCGGCGCUGCCAUCGACGUGCUGGGAGACACCUUGGUGGCCGGGGCCUACUCCAAGACGUGGUCCUACCGAGAAGACGCACUGCUUGCUCUCUACAGAAAGAUGACGGAGAUGCCGGCCGGGACCCCAAAGGAAGACGUGAAGAGCACGCUGAGGGCGGCCGUCUUUCUCAUCCGAAGAGCCAUAAAGGACAUCGUGACCUCCGUCUUUCAGGCUUCCCUGAAGCUGCUGAAGAUGAUCAUCACGCACUACGUUCCUAAACACAGGCUGGGCAAACCGGAGACCACGCACUGCGUCGAGAGGACGGUCCCUGUCCUGCUUGCCAGAACCGGCGAUUCCUCUGCCCGCCUCCGAAUCCUCGCUGCCAACUUCAUUCAGGAAAUGGCCUUGUUCAAGGAGGUUAAAUCUCUCCAAAUUAUUCCGUCUUACUUGGUGCAACCGCUGAAAGCCAACUCCUCGACUCACCUGGCCAUGAGUCAGAUGGACCUGCUGGGCCGGCUGCUGCGAGACCUGGGCACCGAGGGCUCGGGCUUCACGGUGGAUGGCGUGAUGAAGUUCUCCGUGAGCGCCCUGCAGCACAGGGUGUACGAGGUCCGUGAGGCGGCGGUGAGGGUCGUCCUGGACCUGUACCGGCAGCACCCGGCCUCUGUCCUGGAGCACCUCCCCGCCGAGGACAGCAGCGCGCGCAGGAACGUCCUGUACAGGACCCUGUUUGAGGGCUUCGCCAGAAUCGACGGCAGGCCCACGGGGGCUGAAGUGCAGGCACAGAGAAAGGCAGCUACAGAAGCCGCAGAAAGACGGAAGCAAGAGGAGAUCAAGGCUCUGCAAGGGCAGCUGGCGGCCCUGAAGGGAAUCCAGGCAGAAGUGCAGGAGAAAGAGGGCACCGCUGCCGUCACGGAGAAGCCACGGCCACAGGACACCCAGGAGAGGAGGGCGGCUCCGCCGGCUGCUCCGGAAGCUGCAGAGGGACACUACUUGGACAACCUGUGCAUCUUCUGUGGGGAGCGCAGCGACGCGUUCACGGAGGAGGGCCUGGACCUGCACUACUGGAAACACUGCCUGAUGCUCACGCGAUGUGACCACUGCAGACAGGUGGUGGAGGUGUGCAGCCUGACGGAGCACCUGCUGACCGAGUGUGACAGGAAGGACGAUUUUGGCAAGUGCUGCCGCUGCCGCGAGGCCGUCUCUAAGGAGGAGCUGCCCAGACACAUCGAGGCAAAGGACUGCAACCCCGCCAAGUCAGAGAAGCUGGCAAACCGGUGUCCUCUGUGCCAUGAGAAUUUCACGCCUGGAGAGGAGGCGUGGAAAGCUCACCUCAUGGGCCCUUCUGGCUGCACCAUGAACCUGCGCAAGACGCACAUCCUGCACAAGGCCCAGGCGCUGCAGCCAGGUAAAGGCCCAGCCGUGGCCAAGGCCGGGGCCCCAGGACUGAAGGCCGGAAGCAAGAUCCCCACCCCCAGGGGAGGCCUGAGUAAGGGCUCCACCAGGACCCGUGCAAAGCGGUGACCCAACUCACGCUCUGUCCCGUCGCUUCCUGAUUCUAACCCUGUCCUCCAAAAACUCCCAUGGACCUGGCAACCAGGCUCUGUCCGCACUGCCCCUGGCCUUCAGCCCCGCCCGGGCCCCACGUGCACAGCGUCAGCUGCACGUCAGUGACGUGUGUGGAUCCGACCAAAGAACCCCGCGCAGCCUCAGGGCCCCGCCGUGCCAGCCGCCACGACAAGAGGGAGGCGCCGUUCUGCGUGGGGCCAGCCAGGGACCACUGCACAGGACGGGCUCAGCCCGGGUCCUCUUGUCUGACCACGUGGCGUGGUUUCCAUAAAAAGUCACCGCAAGCCUCGCGCAGCCGGCCUCCACACAGGCUGCAGACUGCGCGGGACCUGGCUCAGCAGGCUGCCGGCCCAGGACAGACGCCCGCCGCCUUCUCCCCGGCAGGUCUGUCUGCCGACGGGGAGCAGGGCUCGCUCAGCUCCACGGAACUUGGGUUUCCCCUGUAACAUAAAUUAAGGUAAAAAGGAAAUUGUUAAAAAAAAAAAAAAAAAAAGCAGCAAGGGUUACUGCGAGCUGGCCCCGCCUCCACAAGCCCCGCCUCCACACGCCCUGCCCCGCCCAGCAGAGUCCACUGCCAGGUGGUCCAGGUUCUGCCCCUGCUCAGGAUGCUGCAAACUCUGCCCUAGUGGAUUCCCAAGAGCCAGCCGUGGAGUGACCGCACGCGAGCGCCCACAUCUGCUCGACCCUCAGCGGACAGCGCCCCGCCGGGCCCGGGGUCGCCUGGUGCCUUCCACAGCCCCCAGCGCUCACUCCACGUGACCGACGCUGCUGAAAGCAAACCUCAGGAAGCCGCCUCAACCAGUCGUCCUACUUCCGGGAACUUCAGGCAGACGCCUGGUCCCCUGGGACGGGGCAGGGCCUGUGUGCAGCCUACAGGGACUGGCCGUGUCCCCCCAGCCAGCUGCACCCCUGGCUGGGACUCACACUUCCUUCCCAAGCGUCCCGCGGGGGUGUGUGGGCUUGGUGGCCCUUGUGUCUCGAUCCCCACCGGGUGAAACCCACGAAGCGCAGGAACCAGCAGCAGUGUGGGUCCCGGACCUGCCGGCGACCCCGGCGGGGUGAGCUCAUACCUUCCAGCGUGGGCGUCUCAGCUACUAACACCAACAAGAGAGUAACCUUGACAAGUGCCGCCCAGCAAACUGGCGAGACCCCCGGGCGGGCGCCCGCUCCCCUCGCUGCCCUGGCCGCGGCUCCCGGAACGCUGACCAAAUAAAACAGCACCGAGAAACCCAGCUGGGCCUGGCUCCUUCUCUCCGGUCAAAGCUAGAAACGCUGCGUGACGUCGUGACGUCGUGCGUCCGUGGUGGGGAGGAUGUCCAGGAGGCUGCGUGCGUUCCAGGGAGCGGGAGCCAGACGGCCCCGUGACGCGCGCCUCCUCGAGGGGCGGCCAGCGGCGGCGGCACCGAGCUUCAGGAGUAGCCGGGCAGAAACCGCGCAGGCGCUCGGGGGAGCCGGUGCCGAGGCUGGAACCCCCCCGUAAGCACUGAGUGCACUCACGGACGUGUUGCGGGUAUUUAUACUGAGUUCUGUUUCACGUUCUGAGAUAUGCUAUUAAAUAACUGAAGAAAAUUGUUUCUAUACAUUUGGCAUUAGAACACCCACGUAAGUACUUUUAAUGAAGAUCUGCAGCUUCUUGCCGUUUGA